Andrographis paniculata is the source of this 1148-nucleotide messenger RNA. Its product is annotated as chaperone protein dnaJ 8, chloroplastic-like. Bases 282 to 767 code for a protein of 161 amino acids. NCBI's taxonomy places the organism in Eukaryota, Viridiplantae, Streptophyta, Magnoliopsida, Lamiales, Acanthaceae. The transcript has 3 exons. The record is from RefSeq and is a predicted model, not a curated record.
CAUCCUGUUUUCCCACUGCGUCCAUUAUUGAAUUCCUCUGCAAUUUCCAUUUCUCUGUUAUUUAAUUCGAUCAUCGCCGCCCUUGUCUGAAAUCGCCAUUGUUAAUUAAUUGUUCUUCUUGCCGUGGGGGGGUUCGUCGUCUCGGCUCGGCUGGUCCUUUUAAGAAACAGGGAGCUAUUUAUUCUUGCAUUCUGGGAUUUGACAAUCUCGAAAUUAUUAGAGCUUUGUUUUGUUUGGAGAAAUUAAGGUAGUUCGAUUGUUUUUUUAAUUGGGGAAAUUAAAUGGCUGCUGCUGGUAUGGGGUGUGGGUCUGCAUCGGGCUCCUGUGCUGGAUUGAAAGGGUCUUCUUCUUCUUCUUCUUCGAGCUGGAGAGGCAGCAAGUCUAAGAGAAAGGGGUUAAGGGUUUCCUGUGUGUCCUCCUCUCCUGUCACUGAUUCUUACAGGACUUUAAGGAUUCAUCCUGGAGCAUCCGAAUCCGAGGUUAAGAAGGCAUUCAGGAAGCUUGCUCUUAAGUAUCAUCCAGACGUGUGCAGAGAGCAAAAUAGUGGAAGCCAAUUUCACCAAAUCUAUGAAGCAUAUGAUAAUGUGAUGAGCCAUCUGAAAGGGGAGACACCGCCGGAGAUGUUUGAACAGUACAAUGACAAUGUUGGAGGAGACGAUGUAAUGAGGGGAAUGUGCGACGAGGAUUGGGAUUUGUGGGAAGAGUGGAUGGGUUGGGAAGGAGCCGGGAUUCGUGACUACACUUCUCAUAUCAAUCCUUACAUCUAAACUCAUCGUCGGAUUGGAUUGGAUCGGAUUAUUUUUAUGACAUUGGUUUGAUGCAUAUGAUUAAGGAUGAGGAAGAAAGAAGCCCACAUCUUCUGAAUGAAUAAAUCUGUACAGACAGACAGAUGUGUGAUAGAAGAUGAUCGAGGUGUAUUGUAUUAUGUAUUAUGUAAUGUAACGUGUAUAUAAUAAUGUGUAUAUAUGUAUAUGUAUAUGUAUUUAUCUAUUUAUGAGUAUGUACAAAUUACAUUACAUAAUACAUUAUUGUUAAGUAUGAAUUAAGAGAAGGGAAAGGGAUUGUCUGAAUCGGCCAUUCUUUCCUUCCGAGUCUUCAAUGUGCAUAUGAAAUAAAUUCAAUCAAUGGAUGCUUUCUAUUUUUGUUUC